This is a messenger RNA of Mercurialis annua (annual mercury), 3200 nucleotides long. RefSeq names its product protein NPG1. Gene Ontology annotation, molecular function: protein binding. Lineage: Eukaryota; Viridiplantae; Streptophyta; Magnoliopsida; Malpighiales; Euphorbiaceae. Bases 489 to 2612 code for a protein of 707 amino acids. The record is from RefSeq and is a predicted model, not a curated record. The transcript has 7 exons.
CAAACGGGAGAUACAAACAUGAUUUGUCUCCUUGUUUUCUCGUUUUCCUUUCUCAACCCUUAUGUAUCGUCACCUUUGACUUUUCUUUUUCUUUAGAUUCCAUUUUCUUAAUCUUUUUCUUUUUCUUUUUAAAUUUUGAUUCUUCAUUCAAUUACUAAUUUACCAAAAUAAUUAAUCCGCCCGCUUGUUCCAUCCACAUUCCUCAUCUAAAUAACAAAAUUUUAUUUCUUUUUUGUAUAACCGUUGGUUGAUUUGGUGGUGACAAACAAUGGCGACGAUGAUGAUCAAUGAUGACAUUGACAGCCUCGUCAUUGGUGUUUUUAUGAGCUUUUAAUUAGAUUUUGAAUCAAUUUUUCUCUCGGAUCAGGUGUUCUGAUGCGGUUCCAAGAAGAGAAGUGUUUGCUAUGCUAGUGGGUUGUUCCGAAUGAACAAAUUUGAGACAAAUUCUUGAAUUUUAUGAAGAAAAACUGGGCAGAAAGAGAGCACCAAUGGUAGGCAGCCAAUAUGAAGGAUUUGGAGAGUACGAGGAACAAACACUGGUCCGAGAAGUUAGUGCGAAUGGGAUUUCUAUGAAAAUAACUGAUGUUGAAGCAAAGCUUGAUGAAGGAAAUAUUCAAGAGGCCGAAUCUUCCUUACGGGAGGGCUUAUCCCUUAAUUUUGAAGAAGCUAGAGCCCUUCUUGGAAGAUUAGAAUAUCAAAGAGGCAAUGUUGAAGGUGCGCUUCAUGUUUUUGAUGGCAUUGAUAUUCAAGCAGCUAUAGAAAGAUUACAACCAUCCUUUUCCGACAAACAGUCUUCUUCUAAGAAGGGUCGUUCUCGGGGUGAUUCACAACAUACAGUUUCACAGCAUACAGUUUCACAGCAUGCUGCUAGCCUAGUUCUUGAAGCAAUAUACUUAAAAGCGAAAUCCCUUCAAAAACUUGGGAGGAUAAAUGAUGCUGCUAAUGAAUGCAAAAAUGUGCUUGAUGCUGUUGAGAAGAUUUUCCAGCAGGGAAUACCUGAUGCACAAGUGGAUAAUAGAUUGCAAGAUACAGUUAGUCAAGCUGUAGAGCUUCUACCAGAGCUCUGUAAGCAGGCUGAUCGCUAUGAUGAAGCAAUGUCUGCUUAUAGGCGAGCUCUACUCAGUCAAUGGAACCUUGAUAACGAUCGUUGCGCAAGAAUUCAGAAAGGAUUUGCAAUUUUUUUAUUGUACAGUGGAGUAGAAGCUGGUCCACUUAGUUUAGCUUCACAAAUUGAUGGUUCUUAUGUACCUAAGCACAAUUUAGAAGAGGCAGUUUUACUUUUGAUGAUUCUUAUCAGGAAAUUUUACCUCGGUAAAGCCAGUUGGGAUCCAUCAGUUAUAGAACAUCUCACAUUUGCAUUAUCCUUGUGCAGCCAAACUUCUAUUCUAGCAAAACAGUUUGAAGAGAUCAUGCCUGGGUUAUUUCAUCGUGUUGACCGUUGGAAUACUUUAGCUCUUUGUUACAGUGGGGCAGGAAAAGAUGAUGUUGCUUUAAACCUAUUGAGGAAGUCUCUGCACAAACAUGAACGCCCUGAUGAUCUCCUGGCAUUAUUGUUGGCUGCCAAGAUCUGCAGUGAGGAAUCUUAUCUUGCUGCAGAGGGUGUGGGAUAUGCACAAAGAGCAAUCAGUAAUGCUCAGGGGACUGAUGAACAUCUUAAAGGUGUGUCUUUUCGCAUGCUGGGUCUUUGUUUGGGAAAGCAAGCAAAAGUUUCUUCCUCGGAUUAUGAAAGGUCCCGUCUUCAGUCUGAAGCAUUGAAAUCAUUAGAUGGUGCAACUGCUUUUGAGCCAAACAAUCCAGAUCUUAUUUUUGACUUGGGAGUUCAAUAUGCAGAGCAACGAAAUUUGAAUGCUUCUCUGCGAUUUGCGAAGCAGUUCAUUGAUGCCACUGGUGGCUCCAUAUUGAAAGGUUGGAGAUUGCUUGCACUGGUUUUAUCAGCUCAACAGCGAUUCCCUGAGUCUGAGGUGGUCACUGAUGCUGCUUUGGAUGAGACUGCAAAAUGGGAGCAAGGACCAUUGCUCAGGCUUAAAGCAAAAUUAAGGAUCUCCCAAUCACUACCCACGGAUGCUAUUGAAACCUACCGUUAUCUCCUUGCAUUGGUUCAGGCUCGAAGGAAAUCUUUUGGACCUCUCAGAAGUAGAUCUCAGGCCGAGGCUGAAAAAGUCCAUGAGUUUGAAGUAUGGCAUGGUCUAGCUAAUUUAUACUCUAAGCUUUCUCAUUGGAAGGAUGUAGAGGUAUGUCUGGGGAAAGCUAGAGAAUUGAAACAGUAUUCUGCAGAAUUGCUAUAUACAGAAGGCAUAAUGUGUGAAGGACGGGGAAAGGAUCAAGAGGCUAUCUGUCAUUACGUCAAUGCUCUUCUACUCAACCCAAAUUAUGUGCCUUGCAAGGUAUUGAUUGGUGCCCUGCUGUAUAAGAUGGGCUCUAAUGCAUUGCCUGUUGCGAGAAGCAUACUAUCAGAUGCUUUGAGGAUUGAGCCUACCAACCGGAUGGCUUGGUAUUACUUAGGGAUGGUUCAUAGAGAUGAUGGACGAAUGGCUGAUGCGACAGACUGCUUUCUGGCAGCCUCUAUGCUUGAGGAAUCUGAUCCUAUUGAAAGCUUCAGCUCUGUUAAUUGACCGGUCUAGUUCAGUAAGCCAAAUCUGCACCAAUUGUAUUCGCAUUAUGCUCCUAAUACCUUGGGACGGACCGGUUGUUAUUUAGAUGCUUCUCCUACUUUGACUUUCAGCCUAGAUUCUGUUAUCAUCAGAAAGGAAGCAAGAACUGAGAGCACCAACGAGAAAACAUAAAGAGGUGAAUUUUAUUAUCAUUUUGAUACAUUAGAGCUGGGAUAAUUGCCAUCACCAUCUUUAGAUUAAGUAAAAAUUAAUGUUUAUCCCCGGAAUUCUAAAAACUCACUGUUUCUUCCUGAUUUAUUAGUUCCAUUUAAGUGAAAUAUGAUUUCAGUUAUCUAAUACUUAAAAGUUAAGAGGAAUCGGUGAGUUUUUGAAAUUUUAAGGGAAAAUAAGAAUUUUGACCUUACUUGAAGUGGAGGAUACUAAUUAUCCCAUGAGCAUAUAUAAGUGGGUGGUGGUGAAAUAAUUUAUUGAUUAUUUUCUAAUGAUUGCUCAACCAUUGUAAUUGUAUGAUAACCUGGGCAAUCUUCUAUCAAAGAUGAUAAUUAGAUUUGUUUUUAUGAAUUUAUUGAAUUUUUUGUUUUUGUUUUA